AUGGACUGCGAGGCCAAGAAGGGCAAGAAGGGCUUUGUGUCACCCAUCAAGCGGCUGGUUUUCCCCAAAGCGGCUCGGAGGCCGGUGCUCCGCAGCAGCGUCUACCGGCGGCCACUACACUCGGUGCCCCUCUAUCCCCCCGAUUACCUGAUUGACCCCCAGAUCUUACUGCAUGACUAUGUGGAGAAGGAGGUGAAGUUUUUAGGCCACCUGACAUGGGUGACAGCCUCCCUGAACCCCUCCAGCCGGGAUGAGGUGCUGCAGCUGCUGGACACGGCCAGGCAGCUGAAGGAGCUGCCGCUGCAGACGACACCGGAGCAGGACAGCAUCCUCAGCCUCUCGGCACGCUGCCUCCUGCUCACCUGGCGCGACAAUGAGGAGCUGAUCCUGCGCAUCCCCACCCACGAGAUCGCUGCGGCAUCCUACCUGCGCGAUGAUGCCCUGCACCUCCUCAUCCUCAAAACCGGUGCGGGUGUCCAGCUGGGGCCACUGGCUGUGGCACAGCCAACCCCAAGCGCCCAGUGUCAUCAGGGCCUGGGGGGCCGGAGCCCAGGGGGUUCUGGGGAGCCACUCGCUGGCACACGGUCACCUGCCCACUCAUGGUUCCUCCCUUCCUCCCUCCCACCGCAGGAUGCUGCUGAGGAGUCCUGCGCGCUCAUCUGCCAGGUCUUCCAGAUCAUCUAUGGGGACCAGAGCAUCGAGUGCGUGGACCGCGCUGGGUACCACUACACCUCCACGCCCACGCGGCCCUGGCUCUCCAGCAGGAGCGAGAGCUGCCGCACAGACGGGACGUACGGCUACGACGCCGACUUCAGCUGCUGCAGCUCCUUCAAUGGCUCUCACGAGACCUUCGAAGCGUAUUACAGCGGCGCCUCCUCGCCCUCCUUCCGCCGCUCCCUGGCCACCGCCUGCAGCGGCAGCGACCAGAGCGGCGCGGGGCUGGAGCAGCUGCAGGACUACAUGGUCACGCUGCGCAACAAGCUGUCACCGCAGGAGAUCCAGCAGUUUGCCAUCCUGCUCCGCGAGUAUCGCCUGGGCACGCCGGUGCAGGAGUACUGCGGGGAGCUCCUGCGCCUCUAUGGGGACCGCAGGAAAUUCCUCCUCCUGGGAAUGAGGCCCUUCAUCCCUGACCAAGACAUCGGGUACUUUGAGACCUUCCUGGAGAGCAUCGGCAUCCGGGAGGGCGGGAUCCUCACCGACAGUUUCGGCCGCAUCAAGCGCAGCAUGAGCAACACGUCGGCCUCGGCCGUGCGCAGCUACGACAGCUGGUCCCUGCGCUCUGAGUCCGAGUCCUUCAACCGCAUGAUCACGGACAUCACCCAUGACAUUGAGGCACUGGCGCGGGAUGAGGAAGAGGAGGAGGAGGAGGAAGAGGACAACUACCUGUGA
This is a messenger RNA of Charadrius vociferus (killdeer), 1389 nucleotides long. RefSeq names its product cerebral cavernous malformation 2-like (gene CCM2L). Gene Ontology annotation, biological process: heart morphogenesis. The transcript is spliced from 9 exons. The record is from RefSeq and is a predicted model, not a curated record. Lineage: Eukaryota; Metazoa; Chordata; Aves; Charadriiformes; Charadriidae. The coding region runs from base 1 to 1389 and encodes 462 amino acids.